This is a messenger RNA of Chara braunii, 2120 nucleotides long. Lineage: Eukaryota; Viridiplantae; Streptophyta; Charophyceae; Charales; Characeae. The record is from the annotation of a GenBank genome assembly.
GGGAGCAGGCCCUACCGGAUGCGGCAAUGUUACGAGCGCUGUUUUCGGCGAUGGUUAGCGCCUCGCUCGAAGCAGCUGUCGGACUAGGUUACAGUAAUCCAUCUCGGUAAUUUCCAGGUAACUGGAAUGUCACCCGCCCGCCAUAGCCCAUCUAUGGUGGUUAUGGAGAAGUACGCAGCUAUCCACUCAGAAUAGCAACUGUUUACCCAGUGAACGGGGCGGAAUUUCUCCUCAGGGUGGCUCGGGACAUCAUGACCUCGUCCUUCGACCCCAAGCCCUCGCACCUCGGAAAUUUACGAAGGCUUACUGCAACCAUGUAUGAGAAGAACGGGAGCUGCAACACAUGGAGAUAACAGUGGGUAAGCGGCCACAAACUUGAGCUUGGAAGAGAACAACUUAUUCUAUUUAUUGAGGCCUCCCUACUAUAAUCUAACAACUGGUAUUGUUUAUGGAUGUGUGGCCGUUCAUAGAAUAGAUUAGAAAUGACGUCCCAUAUGCCGAACCUGCACGGUCUUGCGCAGAACCAUCCAAACACCACGAGCACUCGAGUCUACACGUUAGAGGAGAAAGUGUAUAUCCGUGAGUUAUUAGAUGCUUGUUUUCACGACAGUCUUCUUCCCACUGGGCUGUGCAUCGAAAAAGCUGAACUGGGUGAAGACUUCGCACGUCUUGACUUGGACAAAGACUUUGCCGAUCAACAGACGGAGUGGCUCCGGGAACACGCGGUCACGAUAGUCUUCAAUGAGGAAGCCGGAAAUCUAUCUAAUAAGAUUAAGAAGCAACUCGUACUGGUAUUUGAAAACUCCUGGUAUGAUUCAGGAGAAGUGGAUCUGGACACCAAACGCGGCCGAUAUCAGAAUGAAGGAAAGAACCUGGCCACAUAUGUGGCAAGCACGAGCGAAAUUGCGGAAUGGUUGCGACAGGAACACUCGGUUGAAAUUGAGUUAAACGGGAAAUCGUACGGAGUAUCCUUCUUACCUUGGAUGGAUCUUGCGGAAAUGAAAUUUUAUAAGACAACAGGGAAACCGAAGAUCUUUUGGAUUCGAUGCGUGCAUGUCCCGCUUCAACUGAUGGCGCCACUGCAAAUUGCAGUGGAAUUGAUUUUUGGGAAAGUGGUGAAACGUCACCCCUUCGAAGAAUAUGAAGACGAACCGGAACUUGGCACGGUCCGAUUUGACCUAGAGCCCAUGGCUGAAUUGCGUGUCAAGUCUCGACUGAUUGUGGGGAUCCCAAGGAAAGGAGAAUAUCAUGUCAAGGUGAUAUCGGCAGCAACUCCGUGGUGUCGUAAAUGCAGAAUGAACUAUCACAAAGAAACAGACAAUUGCUGCCUGGCAGCGGAGAUCGGCCUGUUUGAUACAACGGUUAGGGACCCACUUCCCACGCCACCGUUCUUAGGCUUCGUACCACUGGGACAAGAUGUCCCUGCGCGGGGCCAGAAUAGGUUUCAAAACAAGAGACGAAGAAACGAGGCUUCAGGCCCCAACACAGCCACGAGUAUAUCAGGUAACAAGAAGGGGAACAGCAGUAAGGGACGGUUGAAAGGGGAAAACAAACCAGACAGCAAGAAAUCCACGACAUCUACUUCUCAACCCUCGGGCGAGCACAAAGAUGUUAACCCAAAAGCGGACGAUGCAGUAAAGUUGUGUGAGAAAAUUCCUUCAUCCAAAUCAUCGGAAAACCGUGAUACGAAAAUGUACAAAGGUGAAGGAGACGAAAGUCCAGUUAAUAAAGUUAACCUAGAUGUAGAGGACACAGAGGAUGCCGCUGCAUUUUAGGCCACCGAGGAGAUAGUUCGGGCAAAGAUUACAAAGGGUCCCAACUCAUCUCCUCUGAAGAGGUCCCAGGUGGUUUUUCUGACCAAAACUGAUGCACAAGGUAAGGUCUCACUCCCAACAAUUCCUCUCAAAAUGGAUGACGCUACAACGGAAUCCUUCAUCACACGACAGGUGAAAAAUCUCACGCAGGAAAGCCUAUCUGUCCGGUUGAUACCUAAUCUGCGGAUGGGUAUACACACAGUCGAGGAAAACAAUCUACCAUGUGCUCGCCUCUACAUUGCUUGUAUGGAAGCAAAACUAGAAGUGACAUAGUUAAUUGUUCUAGAACAAAAGGGUUUUACUUGG